Melanaphis sacchari is the source of this 1579-nucleotide messenger RNA. RefSeq names its product mitogen-activated protein kinase 1 (gene rl). Bases 289 to 1374 code for a protein of 361 amino acids. The record is from RefSeq and is a predicted model, not a curated record. Gene Ontology annotation, cellular component: cytoplasm; nucleus. Gene Ontology annotation, biological process: intracellular signal transduction; protein phosphorylation. NCBI's taxonomy places the organism in Eukaryota, Metazoa, Arthropoda, Insecta, Hemiptera, Aphididae. Gene Ontology annotation, molecular function: MAP kinase activity; ATP binding. The transcript has 9 exons.
CACACACUUCGGGCACAUACCCACACGUCAUACCUACCCACUGGCAACCACUCGCUCGUACACGCUCGCACACGUACCCAUUCCCAUACGUACGAGAGCACACACGGAGUAGCGCGCGUGCGCACGCACACACACACGACAAACAGGCUCGCGGCACACACAGUACGCGCACGCACACACGUACACACGCACACGUUCACGGACGCGCAAAUUGGCUUUUGAGCAGCUUACGGCUUGUGCGCUGCGAGCUUUUCGUCGUACUGUCUUUACCAAGGUGCCGUGGAUAUUAUGUCAUCCGACAAUGCUGUCGGCGGUGGCCAGUCGAACCCGGAGAUGGUCAGGGGACAAAUAUUUGACGUCGGUCCUAGGUACACAAAUCUGUCGUACAUCGGCGAGGGAGCUUACGGGAUGGUCGUGUCGGCUUUUGACAAUGAGACAAAUUGUAAAGUAGCCAUAAAAAAAAUCUCACCAUUUGAACAUCAAACUUAUUGUCAACGAACAUUGCGAGAAAUUAAAAUAUUAACUCGAUUUAAACAUGAAAAUAUAAUUGAUAUAAGAAAUAUCUUGCGAGCGGAAACCAUUGAACAAAUGAAAGAUGUAUACAUUGUUCAAUGCUUGAUGGAGACUGAUUUGUAUAAGCUUUUAAAAACUCAGAGACUGAGCAAUGAUCAUAUUUGUUAUUUCCUUUAUCAAAUUCUUCGAGGGCUUAAAUAUAUACAUUCAGCAAAUGUCCUCCAUCGUGAUCUCAAACCUAGCAAUCUGCUUCUCAACACAACGUGUGAUCUCAAAAUAUGUGAUUUUGGUCUUGCAAGAGUUGCAGAUCCUGAUCAUGAUCACACUGGAUUUCUUACAGAAUAUGUAGCCACAAGGUGGUAUCGUGCUCCUGAAAUUAUGUUGAAUUCAAAAGGUUAUACAAAAUCAAUUGAUAUGUGGUCAGUUGGUUGUAUUUUAGCUGAAAUGCUUUCUAACAGACCAAUAUUUCCUGGUAAACAUUAUUUAGACCAGUUAAAUCAUAUAUUGGGAAUACUUGGUUCACCAACCGCAGUAGAUUUGUUGUGUAUUAUUAAUGAUAAAGCUCGGAGUUAUUUACAAUCAUUACCCUUCAAACCAAAAAUAGCAUUUUCAAAACUUUAUCCAACAGCUGAUCCAAAAGCUUUGGACUUGCUAGAUAAAAUGCUGACAUUCAACCCUCAUAAUAGAAUUACAGUUGAAGAGGCUCUGGCACAUCCGUAUCUUGAACAGUAUUAUGACCCUGCUGAUGAGCCUGUUGCAGAAGAACCAUUUAGAUUCGCUACAGAGUUAGAUGAUUUACCCAGAGAAACUUUAAAACAAAUGAUCUUUGCGGAAACUGUGAAUUUCAAACAAAAUGUGUAAGCAAAAUAUAGACACUGAUUUUAAUUUUUUACAGUGCUUAAACUCUUAUUCUUCUACAAUUUGAACUUAUAUUGCAUUUCAAUGUUUAAAACAUUUCUCGCUUCUUUACAAUUCUUUAUAAUCUAUAAUCUAUAAUCCUAUUUUGAGUCUAAAAUAUUCAUCUUAAUAUUAAGUACGACUUAUUAUGUAGUUAAAUUGUAUGUAU